Caenorhabditis briggsae is the source of this 738-nucleotide messenger RNA. NCBI's taxonomy places the organism in Eukaryota, Metazoa, Nematoda, Chromadorea, Rhabditida, Rhabditidae. The coding region runs from base 1 to 738 and encodes 245 amino acids. The transcript is spliced from 7 exons. The record is from RefSeq and is a predicted model, not a curated record.
AUGACCUUGCGACGGACUGCUCUCUAUGCAACAGAAACACACACACACACACAAAAAGCGAAAGAGAGAAACCCCUCACCCCCCUCCCGAUGGAUUAUGAUUAUCAAGUUACGACAAAAAACACGAAUUGAAACCCCGAAAUAUGACAUUGGUGUAUUUCUGAAAACGGUAUUCGAUACUUUGAAACAGAUUGCAGAAGAGUACAGAAACAUGUCAUCAAAUAGAAGAACGACAAUGCCCCAUAGUUUUAAAAAUGAAAACUGGUUGAAUUUGAUCAUUUUCAGGAGUCUAGAGCUCGGACGUCAAGUUUCCAAUCACUUUGAAAAUUUUGGAGGUUAUAACAGACCUAGAUUGAAGGAUUCCUUCAGAUAUAGACAAAUAACUGAAAAAUUAGGGACUUUUAAAAACAUCUGUGAAUGCAAACUCGGCUGUCGGCUUGCAACUUCUGGCUGGAAGUUGAGGCGUUGCAUCAUUCCAAUUUUUGGAGCAUUUUUGUCAGACAAAUACUUCGGAGACAAUAACAGACGAUGUUCUCGAAACAAAGAGUACGAAACUUAUCAGAUAAAUAAAAUACAAGUCAACAUUUUUAAUGUCAAGUGCUUGGGAGAUAUCGCAACUAGAAGGAAUCAAAGAAAUAACUGGAUGCUAGAAAAUUCGAAGAAAGACAAGAAAGUUAAUCAGGCAGAGCCUCUUCUCCCGUAUUCAUCACGAUUUACCUACGACAUCUUCAAAAUUUAA